CUUUCCAAACUAAUUAUACACACACAUACUAGUAUUUUGUUUAAGGGUAUACCGUCAACUUUAUUACUUUACAAGUCACAGUAAAAUAAAAAGGAUAACUAACGCUGAGGUUGAAGUCGGUUAAUCAGCUUUUUAUCUAAACUGUGAAAAUUUACAAGAUCUUCUUACUUUCCUACGAAUUGUUCCAUAUAGAUAAAUUCACGACUCGGUAAUUUUAGAAAAAAAAUCACAAAUUAUAUAAACUCAAGUAGUGUAUAUUUUUAUUAACUAUACAUUACCCUCGAGCUUAUGCAGUUUAUUGAUCAAUAUGGCAAAGACCAUUUCAAUGGGUACAAAUUUAAAGAAUGGCUUUUUAAGAACACAGACAUUUGUAUUUACAUUGCAACAAUCUACCUCGCCUUCGUCUUCAUGGGACCUCAUCUGAUCAACAGGAUCAUAGUACUCACACCCUGUCGAGUAAACAUUAUUAAGAAGUUCUGGAUGGUGUGGAAUUUGCUCGUCAGUGUUUUUUCAUUAUAUGGCACCCUCCGCGUGAUGCCGGCGUUAAUCAGCGACUUCAGGCAGUACGGGCUGUAUGGUACCCUGUGCAAGUCGCAUCCAGAGCACUUCUAUACCACAAAAGUAGGUUUUGCGAUGGCAUUGUUCGUGAUCUCGAAGGUCCCCGAGUUCAUGGAUACCUUUUUCUUAAUCAUGACAGGGAAACGCAACCUGCCGUUCUUGUCGUGGUUCCACCACGUCACGACUUAUUUAUUCGUUUGGUUUGCCUAUCAAGAAGGUUCCAGCAUCUUCAUUGUGGCCGUAGCCCUGAACUACACCAUGCACACCAUCAUGUACUUCUACUUUACCCUCACGGAGGCAGGGUUCAAGAACCUCGUGAGGCCCUUCGCUGUCUAUAUCACCCUUCUGCAGAUCCUUCAGAUGGUUUUGGGGCUCUGCACUUCACUCUACGCGUUAUAUCAGAAGUACCUUGGAAAUUUUAAGCCAGAGGCAUGCCCGGGUGUGUCUUUGGCCCAGAACCGUGUUCAGCUCGUGAUUUACAUUUGUAAUUUCUGCCUCUUCACGGAGUUGUUUGUAAAGACUUAUGUUUUGGUACCAAAGCGUUCUCCAAACGCAAUGGGAGGCAGGGAUGAAAAAAAGGAACUAAAAGUAAAGUAAAAUGGAUUAACAUAUGCACAUAUUAUUUUUUACUUGCACUAGGCAUUAUGAGGGAUAAAAUAAAUCUUAUAAAAAUGGUCUGUCAGAUAUACAGUAUCCCUCACCAAUAAAUAUUCUGUCCAAUCUUUAUUUUGGAAGAAAAAAAAGUAUGUUUGAAUGGACGUCUAAAUAAAGUAUUU
Phytomonas sp. Hart1 is the source of this 1334-nucleotide messenger RNA. NCBI's taxonomy places the organism in Eukaryota, Euglenozoa, Kinetoplastea, Trypanosomatida, Trypanosomatidae. The record is from the annotation of a GenBank genome assembly.